This is a messenger RNA of Symbiodinium sp. CCMP2592, 3456 nucleotides long. The record is from the annotation of a GenBank genome assembly. Lineage: Eukaryota; Dinophyceae; Suessiales; Symbiodiniaceae.
AUGAUUGGUCCGGUGGCCCCUUACGUCCGAGUGGGCUUGGAAGUGCAAGGAGGAAUCUUAGCACUGAAGCUUUCGGGCCUGGUAAAGGACGAGGGGAAGAUUUCCAACGCACAAAUUGCGCUGAAGCAGAAGGGUGUCGACAUCUCGUACCCCGAGAUGCAGAAGCGCGUUCCGCAGGAUUACGAGCGCAUUCGCGACGGCGCGGAGGUGGAAAUUAUCAAUUCUGCGACACAGCCUGACAAGACGGCACCUCUUGGCGUGAGAUUGACAUCGCCGCCGAAGGUGCAGUUCGGAGAAAACAUGACCUAUCGACUCGAUCGCCUUGCAAGUACAGAUCAGACCAGGCGAAUGCUGGAGGCGUUGAAGGUCAUCCUCAAAAACCCAGCCUACGACCCCUCUCCAAUGAUUCCACAUGAAGUCCUCAGGCAGCUCAUCAUGAACCCCGUGGACAAGACUCUGAAGCAGGCGGGCUUGCAGAAUUUGCCUCUCGAGUCCGUGGACUUUAGCGGCAGCAAGUCAAAGCUGGAUGGCCUCCAACAAUUCAACCAGGAGGCCAAGCAUGUUUAUGCGCACUUGCUCAACAAGAGCCAGAUUGAAGCGCUAGUUUUGUCUUCUACUCGGCGGCUGACGCUGAUUCAGGGCCCCCCCGGAACUGGUAAGACCACGACAGCAGUUCAGAUUGUCGCGGCAAUGGUCCGGUAUGGCUUGGUGGAUCUACCAAUUCUUGUUACUGCCGACAGUAACACGGCCGUGGACAACUUAGUCAAGGGCAUCGGAAAGACUGGGGUGAACAUCGUCCGAGUCGGUCGGCCAGAGGCCAUCCGCGAAGAUGUGAAGGCUUAUGCCCUUGAUGGCCGCUGGAAGGACCUUAAGAAGGCCGAGGUGGUUUGUGCGACAUGCAUCGGUGCAUCCGGCACAACCCUGGACAAGGUUCGUUUUCCCACCGUCAUCGUGGACGAGUGCACGCAAGCAGCGGAGACAGCAGCAUUGGUGCCGAUCGCCAGAGGUUGCCAGCAAGCAAUCCUGAUCGGUGACCAGUGCCAGCUGCCACCCACAGUCUUGUCUGAUGUCGCCGAGACAGAAAAUCUCGGCGAGUCGAUGUUUACGCGGUUGGUGACGCAGGGCGUUCGGCCCUGCCUUUUGGACACCCAGUACCGCAUGCACCCGCUGGUGGCAGAAUUUGCCUCGGCGGCCUUCUACAAUGGGCGGCUACAGAACGGCGUGUCUCACAUCCACCGCAAGCCGCCCGAGGGCUUCCCUUGGCCACAGAGGCACAUGCCCGUGGCCUUUAUCAACUUAGAGAAGUGUGAAGAGAAGCGCGAGGGGCACGGCUCUUCCUACAUCAACCCAGCAGAGGCCGAGAAGACCAUGUGGGCGCUUCUCGAGGUCACCAAGAACGGUAAAAUUGGCCCGGAGGAUGUUGGCAUUGUGACUCCUUACAAGGGCCAAGUGCGACUCUUGAAGAAGCUCAUCAACGAGCGGCCGGGGCUUCAGAAGUUCCGGUCCGGCUUGGAGGUGGAAUCCGUGGACAGAUUCCAGGGCCAAGAGAAAGAGGUGAUUAUCUUCUGCGCAGUUAGAAACAAUCGCGAGGGUAAGGUCGGCUUCUUGUGCGACUGGCGUCGGCUCAACGUGAUGCUCACGCGAGCGCGUAUCGGCCUUAUCGUGAUCGGAAGCCGCAGCACUCUCAUGUCCGACCCACUCUGGCACGAAUGGCUUAUUUGGGCGGCGGCGCGUGGCGCCAUCUGUGGUGAGAGUGCAAAGGGCACGUGGGUGCCAAGGUACCUCGUGGAUGACCGCGAUGGCAUUUGGACAGUCAAGCAGAGUGUCAUCGAAAGUGUUGAGAAGGGCAUCGCGCCGGCGAAAGCCUCCGCAGGUUGCCUGCUUCAGCACUACCUUAACGGCGAAGCUGAGUACGAAGCUCCAGAGAACGCCUGUGGACUCCGAACUACUUGGUCGGUAGAGCGGAGGAAGAUGAAGCCCAUGGCGAAGCCGAAGAUUGAUCCGGAGUUGACGCCGGCGCAGCGAGCGGUGGUGGAUUUGGUGUUGCGCGGAAGGAGCUUGUUCCUCACAGGCGCUGCCGGAACAGGGAAGUCGCUAGUUCUCCGUGCUGUGAACCGCGAAGCCAAACGGCAGGUGGCACUGACCGCGCCCACUGGCGCAGCAGCCCUCCAGAUCGGUGGGACGACUCUCCACUCCUGGGCCGGCAUCGGUCGUGGUAAUGGAUCGACUGCGGAGCUUGUCGCCCGCGUCUGCGCCGACAUUGACGCCUGCAAUCGCUGGGUGUUUGCUACACUCUUGGUGAUUGAUGAGGUCUCCAUGCUUUCUGCUCGGCUCAUGGAUGCUUUAGAUGCCGUCGGCCGGGCUGCGCGGGGGAAGCCGAAGGAGGCUUUCGGCGGUUUGCAGCUGCUUCUGUGUGGCGACUUUUGCCAACUUCCUGCGCCAGAGGAACACUCCUGGGCUUUCGAGUCGAAGGUUUGGAGGGAAGUUGCCCGAAUCUCCGUCGAGCUGACAGAGGUGGAAAAUCCGGCGGAUCACGCCCUCGCGGUCCAGAAGAAGUUCAUUGGUCUGAUGCUGACCCGAUUCUUCGAUUGCCAGGGCCAACCAGGAAGGAUCACCUUGGUGCUGGCCGUGGCAACCGUCCCCGCGGUCCAAGCAGUCGUCGGCUUUCUAGCAGCCAAGGAGAAGGUGUCUGCAACAAAGGGCCUCGUGGCGUGCAAGGCAGGAAAGUUCGUGUCUGGCAGCGCUGCGGUGCGGAAGCUGCUUGGCCUGUCUGUCGGAAACAUCACCGUGGGACCAGCGGAUAUCAAGCCCGGCUACAUCUUGUACGUGCAAUCUACGAGCAGCAACAGGAAGCUCCCAAGCGGCUGCUCUGCUUUGCUGACUGGAGCUAAGUCGGCGCCGGCGGCCAAAGCCAAAGCACGAACUGCCCCUGCGCUCAAGCGGCCUGCCAGCGCGAGCUCCACAACGCCCAGCAAGGCGGCAAGGACGGGUGCGGUGAAGUUCCCCAUCGCCUGGGACAAGAUGCCCGGAGAAGGAGUCGGGUACAUCAAGUCCGGAUCAUUGAAAAGGGGUCACUUUGUUGACAGAGAGGCAGAGGAGAUUGAUCAGGAAAGACUGGACGCCACUUUGGGUGCGCUGGCUGCCUCCGUGAAGGCAGCAAAGUGGACUGCCGACGGCUCAACUUUGACUGCGCCCGGCGGCUUUAAGAUGCAAUGCUACACUGAGGUGGAGGAAGAGGAGGACUACCUCAUUGCAAUACAGACGCCGGAACACUCUCUGGUAGUUGGCAACCUUGGCUGCCACCCUUUCGUGGAGCUGGAGUGGAUGUGGUUUGGGAAUUCGGACGGCUCCACGGACCAGCCAGUACCGGAGAAAGCAAUUUCCAAGAAUGCGGUGAAGCUGUGCACCAAAGCUAUAGGCGAUGCACGGACCUUCAUAUUCCACCAGGUGCACUGA